This is a messenger RNA of Macrosteles quadrilineatus (aster leafhopper), 1491 nucleotides long. RefSeq lists its product as uncharacterized. The record is from RefSeq and is a predicted model, not a curated record. The transcript has 8 exons. The coding region runs from base 283 to 1416 and encodes 377 amino acids. NCBI's taxonomy places the organism in Eukaryota, Metazoa, Arthropoda, Insecta, Hemiptera, Cicadellidae.
ACCAGGAGACAGCGCAGACUGAAUGUGAUUUUUUUUAGUUGGAGUUGGAAUGAAUGAUUGUUUGUUAGGCCUAUUGUUAUUGUUGGGAUUUGGGAAUUUGAAAAUUUGAGGUUUAUCCUAGUUAGUUUACAUACUUUAAAUAAAUACCAAUAACAAAUCUAACAGAUAUGAUAACCGAACUAGUGAAGUUUUUAGGCCUACAACAAUAAAUCAAAUGUUGAGUAUAGAUGCAGCUCCAUGCUCCAUAUUUAGUUAUAAUUUUGUGAUUUGUAUAAAUGUCAAAUGUCUUCAAUAUUAGCAUUUGGUUUCAACAAAUUUCAGCAACUCAAUUGUCUUCAGUUAUUGUUAUUAAGUCUACAGGAACAGGAAAUCUCUGAUCAUUAUUGCUCCAGAGAAUGUUCUUCAGCUCGCCCCUUCAACAAAGUGUUUAAUUUAAAGCUGGAUUAUUGUGAAAGUCCUUAUAUGAUUAGAAAUGAAUAUCCUCAAGUAAAUAGCCAGUUCCUGUUUUCGUGGAGCUAUUGUCUUGUUAUAAUUGACAAUACACUCUUCUUAUGUGGGUUUUUAGGAGGAAUAAGCAAUUCCUCUAAGUCAUUAAAGACUCCAAAUGGAAAGACUAUUUGUCAGGCUAGCUGCAAUCGAAGACAGGUGUUGUGUGUGACGGAGGAUGGGUGUUGUUGGCAAUACAAUGUUGAGACUGAUCUGUGGAAGGAUUUGACCAACAUUCUUCUCUCAGACGUAGACAUAUGUGAUGAAGACACCUCUCCAGUCAUCAUCACUAAAGUUUGCUGUGGAGAGCUGGUUACUGCAAUACUCACUUCAAAAGGAGAAGUGUUCAACUGGCCCAAUAAGCUGACUCUACCUAGUGUGAAGGUGAAGGACAUAGCCUGUGGUAGAGCUCACAUCAUCUUACUGUCAGACAAUGGUCAAGUGUUCUCUGUGGGAGAGGGAAGCCGAGGACAACUUGGCCAUGGAGAACUGGAGGCAGAAGAAGAACCUCGAUUAGUGGAGGGGUUGGCAGGCCUGACUGUGGUGGCAGUAGCUUGUGGAGGUUGGCACUCUUGUGCAGUGACGGCCGAUGGAGACUUAUAUACCUGGGGUUGGAACAUGUCUGGGCAGCUAGGCUUACAAACUUCCAAGGCAGGCAGUGGCGUGUCAGUACAGGCAUUACCAGUUGCUGUGGAAUAUCCACACAAUGAGGAUAUAAAAGUUAUCUCAGCAGCCUGCGGUGCCCGACACACUGUUUCACUAACAGAGGGUGGUGGUGUUUGGGUGUGUGGCUGGAACGGUUAUGGACAGCUGUUUCUGCCUGAUGUGGACUGUGUGGACCAGAUGACUCAAAUAGUUGUGCCUGACAAUCUACCUGUGCGACAGAUAUUGUGUGGGCCUUGGAAUUCUUGUCUCAUCACCCAAUCUUGAGACACGACACCAAGUGACACCCAGCCACAGAAGAGACAGAAGAGUCUGGUAGUUACCGUCAUCAACGUCCUGGUA